Molecule: messenger RNA, 1146 nt
Organism: Chanos chanos (milkfish)
Lineage: Eukaryota; Metazoa; Chordata; Actinopteri; Gonorynchiformes; Chanidae
Gene: sdhaf4
Product: succinate dehydrogenase complex assembly factor 4
Exons: 3
Coding region: 54-374 (106 amino acids)
Biological process (GO): mitochondrial respiratory chain complex II assembly
Cellular component (GO): mitochondrion
Source: RefSeq, a predicted model, not a curated record
CCUUUGAACGAAACAGGGUAAAGGAAAGCAGAACUGUUUGUCGUCCGGACAAAAUGUCUCUUCUGCGCGUUUUUUCAUUUGCUGGCAAGACUGCCAAAAACCGAGGAUUGCUUGUAGAAUCUGUACUUACAGCUUGCUCUAGGACGGCAGGGUACGCGGCAAGCGGCGUGACCAAGGAUAAAGAACCGCUAAGGAAGGCGAAAACACCACAGGGCCGCUUCGACAUGGAUGAGAAAGACACUAAAAAUAAAGACGUGCUUGAAAAGUUCCCGGAUGAUGUUAACCCGGAGACAAAGGAGAAAGGGGGACCCAGGGGGCCAGAGCCGACGCGAUACGGGGAUUGGGAGAGGAAAGGCCGCUGCAUUGACUUUUAGGUCACCUGUAGUUCCUAAAUAAGUGAUUCAUGUGAAUAACUAGUCUGUUGUCCUCAGGAGCAGACUUCUUGUAUCUCACUGGAGAAUGUGACUAAGACUAUGUAAACACUUUAAGAGGAAAUGUAAUUAGAAAUGUAAUUAGCUGUUCUUUAUAAGACAAGCAAUGCUUGCGCUUGACUUCUGGUGGUGACUUUGCACGAUAUGGUUGAAAAACUACUCAUUGCAAAGUGUUUGCGUUGACAGUGUCACUCCGUCAUUCCCUCUUCAUUUAUUUAGUGUCAAACAAAUGAAGAAAUACAAGCGAAAAUCCAUUGAACAAUGCCUACAUUUUUCCAUGGGUCAUUAAUUUAUUUCAUGUUUACUCAAGAGAGUCAGAGUGAUGUUUGAACGAGUAGGCAUUUUACCAUUUUAUUGAUCAUAGUAAUAGUAACAGUUCUCAUUAGUGUUCUACUUCAUAGUGACAUUGCCUUAUUAAUCAAGAGAAUCAAUGACAAUACUGACGAUGACUCUUUGUGACACCAAUGUUAUUCCUGUUUGAAUUUGCCUCAGCACAUAGAACACCGUGAGAGCAUCUGUACAUUUAGCAUAAAAAGAAUACAGAGGAAAGUAGGAAUGUUUAGAAUGGACCCAGUCAUUCAUAGACUUCAUACUCUUUUACUUGACCAAGGUCUGCUACUUGUGACAUAUUCUAAUGCCAUGAUAUUUACACUUUGCUCCAAAAUAAUCUCCUUUUUCUUGAGUGCAAUAAAAGGAUGAACCUUGAGCACUAAAA